Messenger RNA from Hordeum vulgare subsp. vulgare (domesticated barley), 3311 nucleotides. Its product is annotated as probable LRR receptor-like serine/threonine-protein kinase At1g56130. The record is from RefSeq and is a predicted model, not a curated record. Bases 40 to 3093 code for a protein of 1017 amino acids. The transcript is spliced from 24 exons. Gene Ontology annotation, biological process: protein phosphorylation. Lineage: Eukaryota; Viridiplantae; Streptophyta; Magnoliopsida; Poales; Poaceae. Gene Ontology annotation, molecular function: protein kinase activity; protein binding; ATP binding.
AGAGCCAAGCUAGAGGCCGGCCUAGAGCGAGGGAGGGAGAUGAAGCUCCUCCAUGGCGCGGCGCUCUCGCUCGCGCUGCUGCUUCCGCUUCUCGCGGAGGUCACCCAUGCUCAGCAGACGCCGACGACCCAUCCGGGCGACGCGGCGGCGCUGAACGCGGUGUUCGCCAAGCUCGGCCAGAAGGCGUCCUCCGCAUGGAACAUCAGCGGCGACCUCUGCACCGGCGCCGCCACCGACGACGCCGUCGACAUCGACAACGACGGCACCUUCAACCCGGCCAUCAAGUGCGUCUGCCCCGCCGGCAACGCCUCCGUCUGCCGCAUCACCAGGCUGAAAAUAUACGCCCUGGACGCAGUCGGCACGAUACCAGAAGAGCUCCGGAACCUCACGAGACUGACCAACUUGAAUUUAGCACAGAAUUACUUAACAGGGUCUUUACCAUCUUUUAUUGGGGAGUUGACUGAGAUGCAGUACAUGAGUUUUGGCAUCAAUGCGCUAUCUGGACCUCUACCAAAGGAGCUUGGGAACCUUACGAAUCUUGUAUCACUUGGCAUUGGCUCAAACAAUUUUAGUGGCUCACUUCCUUCGGAAUUGGGAAACCUGCCCAAACUUAAUCAACUGUACAUGGACAGCGCUGGCCUUAGCGGUCCACUACCAGCAUCACUUUCCAAGCUUACGCAAAUGAAAACAUUGUGGGCAUCAGAUAAUGAUUUUACUGGGCAGUUACCAGAUUAUAUUGGGAGCUGGAGUUUAACAGACCUGAGGUUUCAAGGCAAUUCUUUUCAAGGUCCAAUUCCAACUACCUUUUCCAAUCUUGACCAAUUGGCAAGCUUACGAAUCGGUGAUAUAUUAAAUGGGAGUUCGUCUUCACUGGCAUUUCUCAAUAACAUGACAUCUUUGAGCACCUUGAUUUUGAGGAACUGCAGGAUAUCUGAUAAGCUUUCAUCGAUAGACUUUUCAAAGUUCACGAGUUUAAACUUACUGGAUUUGAGUUUCAACAAUAUCACAGGCCAAGUACCACAAACCUUGUUGAAUCUGAGCUCACUAGGAUUCUUAUUUCUUGGGAAUAAUAGCCUUUCAGGAAGCCUUCCAAGCUCAGUAGGAUCUGCGCUUAAAAAUUUAGAUUUUUCUUACAACCAGCUCUCAGGAAGCAUUCCUUCAUGGGCUAAAGAUUCACAAUUGAAUCUGGUGACAAACAAUUUCGUGGACAAUAGUUCGAGCAACAGUGUCUUACCUACGGGGUGGGGAUGCCUUCAGCGUAAUACACCAUGCUUUCUUGGUUCUCCAAAGUCUUCCUCCUUUGCUGUGGACUGUGGCAGUAGCCGGCCUGUAUCAGGCUCAGAUAAAUCUGUGUAUGAACCUGACGGUGGAAAUCUUGGACCUGCGACAUUUUAUGUUACAGGAGCACCAACAUGGGGUGUCAGCAACGUUGGAAAGUUCGUAGAUACGCUGAAUGACAGUUAUAUAAUCUACAGUUCGCACCAGUUUCAGAAUACACUUGAUACAGAACUGUUCCGGAAUGCAAGGAUGUCACCAUCAUCCUUAAGAUACUUUGGUAUUGGACUUGAAAAUGGAAACUAUACAGUUACACUUCAAUUUGCAGAGUUUGGCUUCACAGACACUCAGUCUUGGAAGAGCGUAGGGAGAAGGGUUUUCGAUAUAUAUGUCCAGGGUGUGCGUAAAGAACAGAACUUUGACAUAAGGAAGACGGCAGGUGGGAAAUCUUACACUGCUGUUAGGAAGCAGUACGUUGUUCCUGUCACAAAGAACUUUCUUGAGAUUCAUCUCUUCUGGGCCGGCAAGGGCACUUGCUGCAUUCCUACUCAAGGCUACUACGGGCCUGCGAUCUCAGCUUUGAGUGCAACACCAAAUUUCAUCCCUACAGUGCGUAAUGCUGCGGCAAAGAAGAGUGGUAGUAAAGCAGGUGUGAUUGCAGGAGUUAUAGUUGGUCUAGCAGUUUUAGGAUUGGCAGCAUUUGCCGGGAUCUUUGUUUGGAGGCAGAGGCAGAAAAGGAGAAAACUAUCAUUGGAGCAAGAAGAGCUGUACAGUAUUGUGGGACGACCUAAUGUCCUCAGUUAUGGUGAACUGAGGUCAGCUACUGAUAAUUUCAGUCCUAAUAACCUUCUUGGCCAAGGAGGGUAUGGGUCGGUCUUUAAGGGAAAGUUAACUGAUGGUAGGUUCGUGGCAGUGAAGCAGCUGUCUGAAGCAUCUCAUCAGGGGAAAAGGGAAUUCGCGACGGAAAUAGAAACUAUAUCUCGAGUGCAACACCGUAAUCUCGUGAAGUUGUAUGGCUGCUGCCUUGAGGGCAAUAAGCCACUGCUUGUUUAUGAGUACCUGGAGAAUGGAAGCCUGGACCAUGCUCUGUUUGGCAAAGGAGGGUCAAGCCUAGACUGGCCAACACGUUUUGAGAUAUGCUUAGGCGUUGCAAGAGGCCUUUCCUAUCUUCAUGAGGAAUCUAGCAUCCGUGUUGUGCACAGGGACAUAAAGGCCAGCAAUAUCUUACUUGAUGCCAAUCUUAAUCCUAAGAUCUCGGAUUUUGGGCUCGCCAAACUUUAUGAUGACCAGAAGACACAUGUGAGCACGAAGGUUGCUGGUACAUUUGGCUAUCUCGCACCUGAGUAUGCCAUGAGAGGCCAUAUGACUGAGAAGAUCGACGUGUUUGCAUUCGGGGUCGUAGUAUUGGAGACUUUAGCUGGGAGACCAAACUACAGCACGAAGGACGAGAACAAGGUUUAUAUUUUCGAAUGGGUGUGGGAACUAUACGAGGACAACCAGCCGCUGGACGUGUUGGACCCGAGGCUGGAAGAGUUCGACAGCGAGGAGGUGCUCCGUGCCAUCAAGGUGGCGCUGCUCUGCACCCAGGGCUCCCCCCACCAGCGCCCCUCCAUGUCGAGGGUGGUGGCGAUGCUGACGGGCGACGUCGAGGCGCCCGACGUGGUGACCAAGCCCAGCUACAUCACCGAGUGGCAGAUCAAGGGCGGCAACACCACCUACAUGAGCACCGACGUCAGCGGGCAGUCGAGCUCGGCGCCGCGGCCCAACUCCCAAACCUCCUCGCCGUUCCUGAGCUCCGUCAUCGACGAAGGCCGCUGAUACAAUUCGACCGGUUGACGGCGACCUCCCGUGCUACGGAUUUGUUGAGAAUGCACGAUCUUCGCGGAUGAGUACAGUAGAGGUGUCUGUAGGAUGAGCAGCGGGUAAAGCUGUAUGUAUACGUGUGUAGGGCAGGUCUGAAUUCUGUGGUCUCCUUGGACGCCCGUACGAUUUGCAAUAAUUCCGGCUUGGACUUUGAAAUUUCCAAGUUUGAGGAA